AACAUGUCAAAUAAUGCAACUGUUCAGUUGAAUAAAAUAGAAAGGUUUGUGUUCAAAAUAUGACACUAACAUGAAGUCCUGAAAUUUAUGACUGCUUUUCAUGGGGACGGAGCAAGUAAUGGAAAGAGCCUAGCAAGGAUUUAUAUCUCACUGGAUGCCAACAUAAACUAGUCUCCAGGUUGGAUUAGUGAUGCUGAUGGAACUUUGCGGGUCCAGCAAUUUUCAAGUUAUACUUUUGGGCCUCAUCAUGAUGCCUGCAGUCCUGGCCGCUAUGGACAGCCAAGGUGAGAAGAUGACAGGGUCAGGAUAUUGGUGGUGCUUGCGGGCAGACGAGAGCCUACAAGCAGCCUUUCAUGAACUUGAGAAGGACCCUUCCUACUGGGACUCAAAAGCAAAGGCAACACUGGAUGCUGCGCUGAAGCUCCAUCCUCGACAACACCGGGCUAAAAACCUCAUUCUAUUUCUUGGUGAUGGGAUGGGUGUGUCUACAGUUUCAGCAGCACGUAUCCUGCGAGGUCAGAAUGAGGGCAGGUCUGGAGAAGAAACGGUGCUGGCCAUGGACACCUUCCCAUAUGUUGCCCUCUCUAAGACCUACAGUGUGGAUAAGCAGGUUGCAGACAGCGCCAGCACGGCCACGGCCUAUCACUGUGGGGUGAAGGCCAACGCCAAGACAGUUGGACUCAGUGCCAAAGCAGUGGCCUAUGAGUGCAACACUACUUUUGGAAAUGAGGUCUACUCAGUACUACGACGUGCAAAAGCCGAAGGUAAAUCAGUGGGUAUUGUGACCACCACACGUGUUCAGCAUGCCUCACCAGCUGCAGCCUAUGCCCACUCUGUCAGCCGCAGCUGGUACAGCGACGCAGAACUUCCUUCCAGUGCUAAAAAACAUGGAUGCGUGGAUAUUGCUACCCAACUGGUCACCAACUUUGACAUUGAUGUGAUUCUUGGGGGAGGAAGGAUGUACAUGACGCCAAAAGGCACUCCUGACCCUGAGUAUCCUACCUCCUCUUCUCGUAAGGGAACCCGCAAAGACAAGAAAAACCUUAUAGAUGUGUGGUUGAAUGCUAAACCGAACAAGAAAUCACUGUAUGUUUGGCAUAAGAAGGAGUUUGAUGAGAUAAAUGUGAAAACUACAGAUCGUCUUAUGGGUCUUUUUGAAGCAAAGGACAUGAGAUUUGAUGUUUUCCGGAAUACCACACGAGACCCAUCGAUUGUGGAGAUGACUGAAAAAGCAAUUCAAAUCCUCAAGAAGAAUCCAAAAGGAUACUUCUUGUUUGUGGAAGGAGGGAGAAUUGACCAUGGACACCAUGAUGGCAUUGCAAAACUGGCACUGACUGAAGCUGAGAUAUUUGAUCGCGCAAUUGAACGGGCAGCUCAAAUCACCAGAGAGUCUGACACGCUGACAGUUGUAACUGCAGACCACUCUCAUGUCUUUACCUUUGGUGGUAACACACCUCGAGGAAACCCCAUUUUUGGUCUGGCGCCAAAGAAAGCAGAUGACGAAAUGCCUUUUACCAGCAUCCUUUAUGCCAAUGGCCCGGGUUAUGUGCAUGUAAAUGGAACCAGAGGGAACAUCACAAUGGUGGAUUACUUGGAUGAAGAGUACAUGCAACAGGCCGCUGUACCAUUGGAUGCUGAGACACACGGCGGAGAAGACGUAGCCAUCUACGCUAAAGGUCCGAUGGCUCACCUGUUUCAUGGAGUGAAGGAGCAGAACUAUGUAGCACACGUUAUGGCUUAUGCAGCCUGUUUGGAGCCAUACAAAAACUGCCCUCCUUACCAUCACAUGUCUGUUCGCACUUUCUCAGCUGGAAGUGUGAACAGACAUUUAGACCUUUUGUUGAACAUGCUUGUCCUUCUCUGGUUUUUAAGAUGACCUACAUCCACACACAUACGUUGAAACUGUUACGAUUAUUUGCAUGCAAUAAAAGAAAGACGAUGGAUUAA
Poeciliopsis prolifica (blackstripe livebearer) is the source of this 1947-nucleotide messenger RNA. RefSeq names its product alkaline phosphatase, intestinal, tandem duplicate 1 (gene alpi.1). Lineage: Eukaryota; Metazoa; Chordata; Actinopteri; Cyprinodontiformes; Poeciliidae. Gene Ontology annotation, molecular function: alkaline phosphatase activity. The transcript is spliced from 13 exons. The record is from RefSeq and is a predicted model, not a curated record. Gene Ontology annotation, biological process: dephosphorylation. Bases 191 to 1876 code for a protein of 561 amino acids. Gene Ontology annotation, cellular component: plasma membrane.